CCUUAACUCUGAACUUUGGCCUAUCCCUCAUGUGCAAAUAAUCCCGCCGCAACGGACCGAAACGUCAACGUUUGACAGUCCGUCGCAGGUCGCUAACCGCACAGCAGAUCAAAUGGAUCAAAUUAUGACGACUCCCGCAGUUUGAUUGCAUCAACAUCCCACGUAAGACGACGAUGACUGGAUCACCGGAGGACCACAUCACCAAGCUGACAGCAUUGGGCCUUAGUGAGCAGAAGGCAAAAGAAACUUUAAAGAAUGCCGCUCUUAGUAAAACAAUUUUGAAGGCCCUUUCACUCGUGCCGCCUGGCCAUGCUUACGCCGAAGGAGAAGGUUUGUUGCUGUACCAAGUGUGCACCAAGAUCAAGCAGCAAUCUAUUGAACAUCUGGAGUUCCUUGUGCAGAAUAUUUUACAACGAAAGCUGGACACCGGAGUUCGCGUUGAUGCGGCACUGGAAUUUUUGUUGAGCAACGGUACCAACAAAUCUGUUAACGUAGCCGAAUUCGAAAAGGCUUGUGGCGUUGGGGUUGUUGUUACCCCCGAAGAAAUAGAUCGUUCUGUGGAAACGGUAAUUGCUCAGCAUAAGGAAAGCAUUGUUGCUCAAAGAUAUCGUUUCAAUGUAGGAAAACUUUUGGCCGAACUACGUGGCCAAUUACCAUGGGCCGAUGGCAAAGCCAUUAAAAAUGAGGUAGAUGUGCAAAUAUUCGAUUUGCUUGGUCCAAAAACGGAAGCUGAUUUAGCUCCACCACCCAAGUCCGAGAAAAAAUCGAAGGGUGAUAAAGUGCCUCCUCAAAAGACUGAAAAGAUUAUUAUCACGGAGCAGGCUGCAGAACCGGCUUCGGAUGGUGCCAAGUCGAUUUCGGAAUUGAUGAAAUCCGUUCACUUCCAUGCUCCUGGGGAAAACCAUAAAACAGAUGGAUAUGCAGUUACAAAUGAAACCGACCGGCUGUUGAAAGAGCAUUUGAAGCGGACCGGUGGAGCCGUGCGUACUCGAUUCCCUCCUGAGCCUAAUGGAAUUCUACACAUUGGCCAUGCGAAAGCCAUCAACAUUAAUUUCGGAUACGCUAAGUCCAAAAAUGGCGUUUGCUUCCUGCGUUACGACGACACCAAUCCGGAGAAGGAAGAAGAGAAGUUUUUCAUUGGGAUCAAAGACAUGGUGGAAUGGCUGGGUUAUAAACCCUAUAAAAUUACCCAUUCCUCAGACUAUUUUCAGCAAUUGUACGAUUGGGCUGUUUUGCUAAUUAGCAAUGGCCUAGCGUAUGUUUGUCAUCAAACCGCAGAUGAAAUGAAAGGAUUCAACCCGGAACCGUCAAAGUGGCGCAACCGUCCCAUUGAAGAAAAUUUGCAACUAUUUGAGGACAUGAAAAAUGGAAAAAUUGAUGAAGGUCUCGCUACAUUGCGUAUGAAGAUUACUCUGGAAGAGGGCAAAAUGGAUCCCGUUGCAUACCGGAUUAAGUUCAUUCCACAUCACAGAACCGGAAGCGAUUGGUGCAUUUAUCCGACCUACGACUAUACGCACUGUCUUUGCGAUAGCAUAGAGGAUAUAACUCAUUCCUUGUGCACCAAGGAAUUCCAGUCCCGUCGGUCGUCCUACUAUUGGCUCUGCAAUGCGUUGAAAAUUUACUGUCCGGUGCAGUGGGAGUACGGUCGUCUGAAUGUGAACUACACGGUGGUGUCUAAGCGGAAAAUUGGCAAGCUAAUUACUGAAGGAAUUGUGGAAAAUUGGGAUGAUCCCAGGCUUUUCACGUUGACCGCUUUACGCCGACGCGGUUUCCCUCCAGAGGCCAUCAACAAUUUCUGCGCUCAAAUGGGCGUCACCGGAGCUCAGAGUUCCGUUGAUCCGUCGGCCUUGGAGGCUAGCGUUCGCGAUGUUCUGAACGUCACAGCUCCGCGGGCUCUGGUCGUGCUGGAACCUUUGAAGAUAACCAUCACCAAUUUCCCACACAAAGAACCGUUGGGACUACAAGUUCCUAACUUUCCGAACAAUCCUGAAAAGGGGUCGCAUAGCAUUUGGCUCGACAAGGUGCUCUACAUUGAACGAUCAGACUUCUCAGAGAACCCGGAGAAGGGGUAUCGUCGUCUAACCCCAAAUCAAUCUGUGGGUUUGCGUUAUGCUGGGUUCGUUGUAAAAGUGUCCGAAAUAAUCAAAGAUGAACAAGGAGCGAUAAAGGAAUUGUUAUGCGUGUGCGACAGCAGCGAAGCCGCUGAAAAGCCAAAAGCGUUCAUUCAAUGGGUGUCUCAUCCUAACGAGAUCGAAGUUCGUUUAUACGAAAAGCUUUUCAGACACAAGAAUCCGGAGGACGCAAAUGAAGUGCCCGGAGGCUUUUUGAGUGAUUGCAAUCAAGAUUCUCUAAAUGUCAUCACAGCGUACGCUGAUGCAUCGGUUGUGAAUGCCAAAGUGUACGACAAAUACCAGUUUGAGAGAAUCGGAUACUUUUCGGUAGAUCCUGAUAUGCGCGAGGGUCAUCUCGUGUUCAACAGAACCGUAACAUUGAAAGAAGACGCAGGUAAGAAUUAACGUUUUACAUAUUUAUUUAUGUUGAAUAAAGCAGAGAAAAUUCGA
Armigeres subalbatus is the source of this 2561-nucleotide messenger RNA. RefSeq names its product probable glutamine--tRNA ligase (gene GlnRS). Gene Ontology annotation, cellular component: cytoplasm; cytosol; aminoacyl-tRNA synthetase multienzyme complex. NCBI's taxonomy places the organism in Eukaryota, Metazoa, Arthropoda, Insecta, Diptera, Culicidae. The transcript has 3 exons. The record is from RefSeq and is a predicted model, not a curated record. Gene Ontology annotation, biological process: translation; glutaminyl-tRNA aminoacylation. Gene Ontology annotation, molecular function: ATP binding; glutamine-tRNA ligase activity. The coding region runs from base 174 to 2516 and encodes 780 amino acids.